Fulvia fulva is the source of this 627-nucleotide messenger RNA. RefSeq lists its product as uncharacterized. The record is from RefSeq and is a predicted model, not a curated record. Lineage: Eukaryota; Fungi; Ascomycota; Dothideomycetes; Mycosphaerellales; Mycosphaerellaceae. Bases 1 to 627 code for a protein of 208 amino acids. Gene Ontology annotation, molecular function: protein binding. The transcript has a single exon.
AUGGUCACCAUCCAUUGCGGCCCGGAGAAGAAAGUCUUCCUUGCUCACAAAGACACGAUCUGCGCCACGUCAGAGUACUUCAAGGCCGCUUGCACGAAGCAAUGGGUGGAGGGCCAGACAGGAGUGAUAGAGUUGGCGGACGGGAAACCUGACACCUUCCAAACCUACCUUCACUGGACAUAUACCAAGGAGUUCGAUCUCACGAACAUGUUCGCCAAUACACGCAAACGCUGCUGUUACGGGUGGCGCGACAUGACCGCUCUCUGGACACUCGCUGACUACCUCGGCAACCGGGAACUUCGCAACGCAUGCAUCGACAUCAUUUAUGCGCAGAUGAAGGCACAACCAGCUCGUGGCAUCAGAGCUUCAACCGUCGUGGAAAUCUUCGAAUACACUCCGUCAGGAAGUGGCGUGCAACGGCUUAUCGCGGACCAUGUGGCAUUCUCUGCCGGCAAGGACAAAUCCAUCGAACCAAUCGAGCAGCAAAUCGCGGGCCUACCAACAUACGUAGUCGGGAUCAUGGCGAAAAAGUACUACGACGCGCUGACCGACAAGUCCGCUCUGUGGCCAGCCGGACGCUGCAGCUACCACGAUCACGAGGAGGGCGAAUCAAAGUGUGAAGAAUAG